CUUCUUCAGGUUCAUGUGAAAAUGGCGGAUGAGGCUGUCUGUGUUGGCCCAGCUCCCACCAGCAAAAGCUACCUCAACAUGGAUGCCAUCAUGGAAGCCAUUAAGAAAACCAGAGCCCAAGCUGUCCACCCAGGAUAUGGAUUUCUUUCAGAAAACAAAGAAUUUGCCAGGCGUCUGGCAUCAGAAGGUGUCACCUUUAUUGGACCUGACACACAUGCUAUUCAAGCUAUGGGAGACAAGAUUGAAAGCAAAUUAUUAGCCAAGAAUGCAAAGGUCAACACAAUCCCUGGCUUUGAUGGAGUGGUCAAGGAUGCAGAUGAAGCUGUCAGAAUUGCAAGGGAAAUUGGCUACCCUGUCAUGAUCAAGGCCUCAGCAGGUGGUGGUGGGAAAGGCAUGAGAAUCGCUUGGAAUGAUGAAGAGACCAGAGAAGGCUUUAGAUUUUCGUCUCAAGAAGCUGCUUCAAGUUUUGGUGAUGAUCGACUAUUGAUAGAAAAAUUUAUUGAUAACCCUCGCCACAUAGAAAUCCAGGUUUUGGCAGAUAAGCAUGACAAUGCUUUGUGGCUGAAUGAAAGAGAGUGCUCCAUUCAAAGAAGAAAUCAAAAGGUUGUGGAAGAGGCACCAAGCACUUUUCUGGACCCUGAGACACGAAGAGCAAUGGGAGAACAAGCAGUAGCUCUUGCCAAAGCAGUAAAAUAUUCCUCUGCUGGAACUGUGGAAUUCCUUGUGGACACCAAGAAGAGUUUCUACUUUUUGGAAAUGAACACUAGACUUCAGGUUGAACAUCCCAUCACAGAAUGCAUUACUGGCCUGGACCUAGUCCAAGAAAUGAUCCGUGUUGCUAAGGGUUACCCUCUCAGGCACAAACAAGCUGAUAUUCCCAUCAACGGCUGGGCAGUUGAAUGUCGAGUUUAUGCUGAGGAUCCCUACAAAUCUUUCGGUCUGCCAUCUAUUGGUAGAUUGUCUCAAUACCAAGAACCGCUACAUGUGCCCAAUGUACGUGUUGACAGUGGCAUACAAGAAGGAAGUGAUAUUAGCAUUUAUUAUGAUCCCAUGAUCUCAAAACUAAUUACAUAUGGCUCUGAUAGAGCUGAAGCAUUGCAAAGAAUGGAAGAGGCUCUGGACAAUUAUGUAAUUCGAGGUGUGACUCACAAUAUAGCUUUACUGCGAGAAGUGAUAAUCCAUCCACGCUUUGUUCAGGGGGAUGUCAGCACUAAAUUUCUUCCCGAUGUGUAUCCCGAUGGCUUUAAAGGACACAAAUUGACAGAUCUCGAGAAGAGGGAACUACUGGCAAUAGCAACUUCUUUGUAUAUGGCUGAACAACUGAGAUCACAGCAAUUUCUAGGGUCUCCAAGAAUUUCUCUUGCUAAGCUGGAUCUGAACAACUGGGAGCUGUCGAUACAGCUAGGAGACGGAACUUACCCUGUUACAGUUUCAAACAAUGGGUCAACAUUUUCUGUGGAAGUUGAUGGGAUGAAACUAAAUGUGACCAGUGAGUGGAACCUGGCUUCACCCUUAUUGUCUGUCACCAUUGAUGGCACUCAGAGGACUAUACAGGGUCGGUGUGGCUGGAGAUCAUCCUCAGCUUUUACUCACAUGCUCCACUCUCAGAAUUUACCUGCUUCCAUCUAAAGAAAAUCUUUAGGUUUAGAUUUAAAGCCUGCUCACUUUACUAAUCUUCAACAAGAAGCCAUAUGUAUUUAUAAAAAAAUGAGAUGUUCAGAAGAAACCCACCAUAUUUGGUGUGCAUACAUGCAUGUUUUCAGAUGAGUUUCCAUCAAAACUAAAGGGAAGUGCAUAAGGAUAUAUUACAGCAGUAUACAGCAUUAGGAAGCUUUUAUUGUUGCUGACUAAUAGUAGGUAGAUUGAUUAUAU
Messenger RNA from Chelonoidis abingdonii (Abingdon island giant tortoise), 1872 nucleotides. RefSeq names its product propionyl-CoA carboxylase subunit alpha (gene PCCA). Gene Ontology annotation, molecular function: metal ion binding; ATP binding; propionyl-CoA carboxylase activity. The record is from RefSeq and is a predicted model, not a curated record. Lineage: Eukaryota; Metazoa; Chordata; Testudines; Testudinidae. Gene Ontology annotation, cellular component: mitochondrion.